Messenger RNA from Capra hircus (goat), 2084 nucleotides. It is a transcript of the gene LSP1, whose product is annotated as lymphocyte-specific protein 1. Bases 556 to 1644 code for a protein of 362 amino acids. Lineage: Eukaryota; Metazoa; Chordata; Mammalia; Artiodactyla; Bovidae. The transcript is spliced from 11 exons. The record is from RefSeq and is a predicted model, not a curated record. Gene Ontology annotation, molecular function: actin binding. Gene Ontology annotation, biological process: signal transduction.
AGCACAGGCCUCCCAGGUCUUGCUCAGGCCCCAGGCUGCCGGGCGGCGAGGGUUUCCCUCUUUCUUUUUUACUAGUCUCAGAAGGAGCAGGGGGUGGAGGUGGACGAGGCCGAGGCGGGCGGAGAAGGGGGAUGCGGGGGACCAACACGAAGCAGCUGCUGGGCGUCCUGGCGCAGGAGAGGGGCCCAGAGCCCCGGAGCCCACGAGGCCACGCAGACAGAGCCAUUUGGGGUGCCCGGGGCAGCCAGUGGGCAGCCCACCCAGGGGACCCCCAGGGGCCAGAGGGGCCAGGACAGACAGACGGACGGAGGGUCACAGACCCGCAGAGAGAGGAGCAGGGAAGGGGUAUCAGAGCCAGAGACCAGCCAGCCAGCCAGAGGAAGGGGCAGAGCAAGAAGCGGGUGGUUGGGUAAAGAAAGGGGCAGGGAGGGUCCCAGGGCAGGAGGAGCCGGGGCAGUGGGCAGCAGCCUCUGAAGAAGUAGCCGCAGCCGCAGCCUCCAGCCCCAGGGCGGGGGUCAGGCCAGGUCGACGGGCAGCCGGGCGCCCGCCAGCAUCAUGAGCAGCUCUGCGCUCCUGAGGAGGAGUUCUAGCAAGCAGGGCCUGGAGAGCCUCCUGAGGCUCGCCGCUCAGUGGAGUGUGGAGGAGGAAGAGGAGGCCUCCUGCGAGCGGCGCCGGCGCGACAGGGAGCGACAGCUUCGGGCUCAAGACGAAGAUGAAGGAAGCCUGUCCCCGGAGCAGUCAGAGCAGGAGAAGCUCCUCAGCCCGCAGCCCUCGGAGGGCCCUGAACUGGAUGAGGACGAGGGCUUUGGCGACUGGUCCCAGAAGCCAGAGCAGCAGCGGCAGCAGCAAUGGGGAGCUGGAGAGACCCCGGAUGCUGGGGACCCCUCUCGGGGCGUGAGUCCGGAGGGGACGCAGGAGGACAGCAGGCCCCGCCAGGGCACCUCUGGGGGCCACGGAGGCGACGAGCUGAGCCCAGCUGAGGUCGGUCUGGAGGAGCUGCAUCUGAGCCCUGACUCGGAGUCCCGGGAGGGGCUGGCACCAGAACCCUCAGAGCCCACUGGGCCCAAGGAGCCCGGGCAGGGCAGCCCAGGGCUGGCAGAGGCCACGGAGGCAGCGGUGCAGCACCAGAGCUGCCAGCAGCCCAGGACACCCAGCCCCCUGGUCUCGGAGGGGACUGAAGUGGGCUCGCCUCCCCUGAGCCCCAGCACCAAACUCAGUGACAGAACCGAGUCCCUGAACCGCUCCAUUAAGAAGAGUAACAGUGUGAGGAAGUCCCAGCCAGCCCUGCCCAUCUCCAAGAUUGAUGAGCGGCUGGAGCAGUACACCCAGGCUGUCGAGACUGCAGGCAGGACCCCCAAGCUCACGCGCCAGCCCUCCAUCGAGCUGCCCAGCAAGGCUGUGGCGAGCACUAAGAGCCGCUGGGAGACAGGAGAGGUGCAGGCUCAGUCGGCUGCCAAGUCCACCCCCUGCAAGGAUAUUGUGGCCGGAGACAUGAGCAGGCGGGAUCUCUGGGAGCAGAAAGGAGGCCCCAAGACUUCGUCCACCGUCAAGCAGAGCACGCCGUCUGGGAAGAGGUACAAGUUUGUGGCCGCCGGACACGGGAAGUACGAGAAAGUGCUUGUGGACGAGGGCUCGGCGCCCUAGGCCCCUCUGCCUGCUUUCCCAGGAGCAGGGCACAGGCCAGCAGCAGGUCCUGCUUCCCCGACUGCACGCCCAGGGGAGAACCUGGCCAGGUCCGUCCCCCCGCCCCCCGAACCCGACCUUGCCGAAGAAGCUGCUUCUUAUGCCUGGCCUCACCCCGCAACCCUGGCAGCUCUUGCUGUGGGGCCCUCCGACCUCGCCCUCCGACAUGGCACCCACUGCCCCCCACAAUUCCGGGAGGAGAGGAACUCUGGCUGUUGGUUGGUGAAGGGACCCCCUCCAGAGAAGCCGUAAGCUCCCAGGGAAGGCGCCAUCAGUGCUGGGAGCGGCCACGUGCUGGGGUCUCCAGGUCAAGAGCCACAACCCCUGCCCUGCCUGCACUGCCCCCCACUCCCCGCUGGCAGCCCCUUCACCCUGUCCAGUAAAGCUUCCAUCUGUCUCCA